This is a messenger RNA of Candoia aspera, 2380 nucleotides long. RefSeq names its product N-acylsphingosine amidohydrolase 1 (gene ASAH1). The transcript has 14 exons. Gene Ontology annotation, biological process: fatty acid metabolic process. The coding region runs from base 28 to 1215 and encodes 395 amino acids. Gene Ontology annotation, cellular component: lysosome. Gene Ontology annotation, molecular function: N-acylsphingosine amidohydrolase activity; fatty acid amide hydrolase activity. Lineage: Eukaryota; Metazoa; Chordata; Lepidosauria; Squamata; Candoiidae. The record is from RefSeq and is a predicted model, not a curated record.
AGCAAUUGGAGCUCAUUGGCUGCAGUGAUGGUGCGCGCACCGGUGCUUGUAGCGGUCGCUGCCGCAACGUUGCUGGCCGCGGCCGUCGUGCGGGCCAGGGACCCGUAUGCCGAAGACUGCAAAAUACAUGAAUAUCCUCCAGCUGGACCAACGUAUAAAGGAACAAUUCCUGAUUAUAUCAUAAACCUCGACCUGCCACCCAGUAAGAGAUGGGUCCAGCUGGCACUCGACAAAACAGCUGAGUUAAAGACUGUAAUAAAGGCUAUUAAAGUUAUUGUAUCUACAUUCAUCCAUAGUGGAAAAUUCAUGGCAUCUUUGGACUCAAUAUUAGCUUGGUUAGGCUCUACCCUUCCAUAUCCUUUCAACGAAGAAAUAAAAGGAAUUGCUACUGCUAUUGAUGUUCCAUUAGGUGAUGUUGUUGCAUUCAACAUCUUCUAUGAGAUCUUCACUGUGUGUACAUCCAUAAUAGCUGAAGACAAAACAGGAAAGCUAUACCAUGCCAGAAAUCUUGAUUUUGGACUGUUUCUUGGGUGGGAUAUACGAAAUAGUUCCUGGAGUACAACGCAAAAGCUGAAGCGAUUGAUGGUGUCACUGGAUUUUCAGAAAAACAAUAAAACAGUGUUUAAGUCUGCAAAUUUUGCUGGCUAUGUGGGAGUGAUAUCUGGAGUUAAACAAGGCAUUUUUACUUUAACCAUGAAUGAGCGAUUCAGUCUUGAUGGAGGUUACAUUGGAAUCUUUGAGUGGCUUCUUGGCAAGAGGGAUGGUUGGUGGAUGGGUUUCCUCACCAGAACUGUGUUGGAAAACAGCACAAGUUAUGAAGAUGCAAAGGACAAAUUGGCCAACACAAAACUGCUGGCUCCAGUUUACUUCAUAAUAGGCGGAAACAAAACUGACGAGGGUUGCAUUAUUACACGUUCUCGAACUGCCGCUUUAGACAUUAAGAAUUUGGAUGCAAAGAAUGGCAUCUGGUAUGUUGUAGAAACCAACUAUGAUCCCUGGAAGCAUCCACUUGUUAUAGAUGACCGGAGACACCCUGCAAUGAAUUGCUUGAAUCAAACAAAACAAGAGAAAAUCUCAUUACCAGCUUUGUACAAUGUUCUCUCCACAAAGCCUGUCCUCAACAAGUUGACAGUCUCAACCACGCUGCUAGAAGUUUCUGAAGGCCAUAUAGAGACUUACCUGAGGGAAUGUCCAGACCCCUGUAGUCCCUGGUGAGGGCCACACAGCCUGCAGAAUGCAACUGAUGGAAGAUGAGUCCUCACUGGGUGAACAGUGGCAGAUGUUUUCCACUGCCAAGAGACUCUUCGCUGCAGUGUGUCUCAUGAGAAACCUGGAUCUAACUGCUUGCAAUUCAGUCAGCAAAUUAACCCACUCUGCUCUCUAAAUGUCUACUUUUCAUUGUUAUGAAACUUAUGAAACGGGGGGUUGGGGCUUCUGCUUCUUCAACUUCUGCUACUGAACAUCAGUUGAUCCUUGUUUAGACAGUCUUACUAGACGAUUUUUUAAGACAAGUGUCUUACUGCACAAUUUGUCCUAUGCAUCUUUACUCAGGAGUUAAGGCCCAUUGUAUUUGAUAUAAAAGGGGUGUUUUAGGUAGGUGUGUGUGGGAUACAGCUUUAAGAAAAGAGGACAGCUUGGAACUAGUAUUGUGCAACCCUGUGAAUAGAAUUGUGUUUGCUUUCGCCUUUGGCUGCCAUCUACCUCAGCACAUCAGUGUGUGUGUGUUCCCAGCCUGAAAUAAUGCUCUGGAGUUCUCACCUCCCUGUGCACAUGCACACACUUCCACCCACUUAAAGGAGGAGAGAGCCAAGAGGAAACCAGCCCUGCCUCAGGGGAAUAGCAUGGCACUCUUCUGAGGUUGGCAAACAUACCUGGAGCUUUCCUGGGUGUUCCUUCUGAUGUUCUUCAAGGAUUCCCAGUGAGCCCUGCACCUCUUGCUUUCUUCCAUCUUCAGCCACAAAGUUAAAACUAAAGUUGCAAAUUUGGAACCAGCACCUAUGAGGGAAGUGGUGGCAGCCCCACAGAAGUCAGUGGGAAGCCAAGUUGCUGCUUUCCUUAAAGCUUAGUUGGCUAAGAUGGGAUAUGAAUAGUAGGAGUUUUGGGCCUUGUGGUGAGGCCAACCAUGUUCCUUGCCCUCUGUUGCUGCAUCAUGUCCUCCGGUUGGAUAAGUAGAGAGAAUGCCAUGCUGAGGCAUGUCUGUACAUACUGUGCUGUGUGUUCCAGUGCUCUGCCUCACCCUUAGUAUCAUUUUAGUGAUACUAUUUGCAAAAAAUGUAGAGCCACUACUCCAGGAUCAUAACACUGAAUGUUCAGUUCUGUUAGUUGGUAUUAAGAAUGUAUUAAUAUAUACUUGAUAAUUUUGCAAUUAAAGAGGAAUAAA